Messenger RNA from Bactrocera oleae (olive fruit fly), 1335 nucleotides. RefSeq names its product calcium load-activated calcium channel. Gene Ontology annotation, molecular function: calcium channel activity. NCBI's taxonomy places the organism in Eukaryota, Metazoa, Arthropoda, Insecta, Diptera, Tephritidae. Gene Ontology annotation, cellular component: endoplasmic reticulum membrane; endoplasmic reticulum; cytoplasm. The record is from RefSeq and is a predicted model, not a curated record. Gene Ontology annotation, biological process: endoplasmic reticulum calcium ion homeostasis.
UACUCGAUAAAUUUAAUAUAGUUACACGAAUAUCGAUAUAUCUCUUCCAUAUCUAAUUGUCGUGAUAAUUUUUUAUCAACAAUUCCAACCUAUUUAACUAAACUGGUAAUUAUGUGGAGUGAUACGAUUUUAAUAGUAUUUAUUUCCAUUUGCACUGCGCUUUUGGGAGAAGGUCUUACUUGGGUAUUGGUAUAUAGAACCGAAAAAUAUCAAAAGUUGAAAGGUGAAGUUGAAAAACAGAGCAAAAAAUUGGAAAGACGUAAGGAAAUCCAUGGAGAAUCUCUUGAUAAAUCGCAGAAAAAGAAAAUUGAACGCGAUGAAGAGAAACUGAAAAAUAAUAACAGGGAUCUGUCGUUGGUAAAAAUGAAGUCUAUGUUCGCGACGGGCUUCGCAUUUACAGCGCUCCUCAGUAUGUUCAACAGCAUCUUUGAUGGUCGCGUCGUAGCACAGCUACCCUUCACACCAAUUUCUUGGAUUCAAGGUUUGAGCCACAGAAAUUUGUCUGGCGAUGAUUACACCGAUUGCUCUUUCAUCUUCCUUUAUAUACUUUGCACAAUGUCUAUUAGACAGAAUAUUCAAAAGCUUUUAGGUUUCGCACCUUCAAGAGCAGCUAGCAAACAGGGCGGAGGAUUAUUUGGACCCACGCCGGGACAAUUUAAAUAAACAUAAAAAUUAAUAACAGUUUUGUGUAUUUUUUAUUUAAAAAAAAUACAUUCAUUAGAAUUAUUAAUUAAAAAGUGUUUAGACUUUAUGUGCAUAAAUAUUAUAUAUAUAUAUAUAUAUAUAUAUAUAUGUUGUAUGUUAUAUACAAUACAUAUAUGUAUGUAAGUAUUUAUUUACAAAUAACAGCAUAUGCAUGUAUGUUCUUCACAUAAAAGCGUGUUCAAAAAUUGGCCUGUCUACAAUAAUUCGAUCGAAAGCAAGUCUAGAUAAGUCAAUAGUUCGAAAUUGUGCAUCGAUUAUUAGUUCAGAAAUUGCUCUACCCACAGCAGGCGAUUGCUGUAAGCCUAAACCAGAAAAUCCACUUGCAAUAUACAGAUUAUUGUAGUAAGCAUGUGGGCCAAUAAUACCAUUUUCAUCAAAAACAUUAUACUCAUAAGAAUACUCCCAAGCGUCAAUAACUUUUGGUUUCUUCAACAUUUUCAUCCUCUGCAUUAAAGAAGGCAAAACCUUAGUUUCAAAGUUGUUUUCGCUUAGCCCAUUUUUUGUGUCUGUGGACGUACUGAAACCUGUUAUAUAGUUACCAGUUAGGCCAUCUCUUCGAAAGUAUAGACCAUUCAAAUCUACCACACAUGGUGUACCAAGACCUGAUGCAUUGAUAUCAUCACUGUUGAA